This is a messenger RNA of Colletotrichum acutatum, 1543 nucleotides long. Its product is annotated as aminotransferase class-V. NCBI's taxonomy places the organism in Eukaryota, Fungi, Ascomycota, Sordariomycetes, Glomerellales, Glomerellaceae. The transcript has 4 exons. The coding region runs from base 308 to 1543 and encodes 411 amino acids. The record is from RefSeq and is a predicted model, not a curated record.
CGCCCGCACAGCAAAACGUCAUGCAUCCAUAGAAACACUAGAUCAAUUGGCUUUCUGCAAAUUGCGGGCUUCCCAAGGCCGCUUCACUUCUCAAUUGGGCAGUUCCCUAAUCAUCUGAACCCAGUCCUUUUACGUCCAUUACGCCCUGCCCCGCAGCUGCUAUCGUAAUCUCACAUCUUUAACACUCGGACCUCGUUCCCAAUCACGAUAGCUUCAGUUCUUUCUCGUUUUCUUCAGUUGUCCUGUGAUACUUCUCUUACAUAAAUUUCAUUUAUCUUGUACAUCUCUAGCCAGAAACACAUUCAAUAUGGCGUCUCAAAUAGACAUCUCUGCCGUGAGAAGCAAGUUCCCUGCUCUGGGCCAAGACCAGGUCUUCUUCGAUAAUGCAGGUGGAAGUCAGACGCUGGGAACAGUCAUUGAGUCCAUCCGGGACUAUCUCACACAAAGCAACGUCCAGCUAGGCGCGUCUUACAAAGUCGGCCAGAAGGCGACGGCCUCCUACGGCGAAGGCUACCAAGCCGGCGCAAAGUACAUCAACGCAUCUUCCGACGAGAUAGUCUUCGGCGCCUCGACAACCCAGCUCUUCCGCAACCUAUCCCACACCUUCACCUUUGACAAGGGCGACGAAAUCGUCGUAUCAGCAGUCGACCACGAAGCCAACAUCGCCUCCUGGGUCGAUCUCGCCGCCCGCCAAGGACUCGAGCUAAAGUGGUGGAAGCCCACGGACGCAGCAUCCACCACAAACCCAAAGCUAACAACAGAAAACCUGAAGCCCUUGCUCUCGGACAAGACCCGCCUGGUAACCCUCACGCACGCGAGCAACAUCCUAGGCACGAUCCACGACGUCGCCUCCGUAGCCUCCCUCGUCCACGAGUCCACACCAAGGGGUCUCGUCUGCGUCGACGGCGUGGCCUACGCUCCGCACCGGCCCAUCGACGUCAAGGCCCUCGGCGUCGACUUUUACGCCUUUUCGUGGUACAAGGUCUACGGCCCGCACACGGCCAUGCUAUACGCCAGUCGCGCCGCGCAGGACGCGCACAUGCGCUCCCUCGGCCACUUCUUCAACCCGAGCGAGUCCCUCGAGGGCAAGCUCGGGCUCGCGGGCGGUAGCUACGAGCUGGUGUCGGCCGUCCCGCGGGUGCUGGAAUACCUGGGCACGCCCGACGCCCAAGGCUGGAAGGGGAAAGUUGAGCAAGAGGGGCAGCUCCAGGCUACUCUGCUCGAGUAUCUCAACGGCCGGGGCGACGUGAAGAUUUACGGCGAGACCGAUGCCGGUACCGACCGCCGUGUUCCGACAAUCAGCUUCCGAGUGCAGGGGUGGGGCACCAAGGAGCUCGUCAAUGCCGUAGAGAACGAGUCCGAGUUUGCCUUUCGAUGGGGCCACUUCUACUCGUACCGGCUGAUCAAAGAGAUUCUGCAACUCGACCCUGCCGACGGCAUUAUUCGGGUUAGCAUGGUGCAUUACAACAGCCCCGUAGUUGAUGAAAUCAAGGGGUUUAUUGCGGCCUUGGAUAAGGCACUGCAACACAAGACCAAUCAGUAG